Molecule: messenger RNA, 2067 nt
Organism: Miniopterus natalensis
Lineage: Eukaryota; Metazoa; Chordata; Mammalia; Chiroptera; Miniopteridae
Gene: RRP7A
Product: ribosomal RNA processing 7 homolog A
Biological process (GO): ribosomal small subunit assembly; rRNA processing
Cellular component (GO): CURI complex; UTP-C complex
Molecular function (GO): RNA binding
Source: RefSeq, a predicted model, not a curated record
CCGUGCGGCUUCCGGUCGGCAAGAUGGUGGCGCGCAGGAGGAAGCGUGCGGCGCGGGACGCCGAAGAGGCGGUUCCGAGCCCGCCCGGCUACUCAGCCGUUCCGAUCAAGUUCUCUGAAAAGCAGCAGGCUUCCCAUUACCUGUAUAUGAGAGAGCACAGAGUCCGAGAGGGCACCAAGUCUUCCUGGCCUCAGAAGAGGACCCUUUUUGUCCUCAACGUGCCCCCAUACUGCACAGAGGAGUCGCUGUCCCGCCUCUUCUCUCCCUGUGGCUCCGUCCAGUCAGUGGAAUUACAGGGGAAGCCCGAGCUCACUGAGAUCCCAAAGGAGCCAAAGUCGAAGUUUUUUCACCCCAAGCCCGUUCCAGGCUUCCAGGUGGCCUACGUGGUGUUCCAGAAGCCAAGUGGGGUGCCAGCUGCCUUAGCCCUGAAGGGCCCUUUGCUGGUCUCGACAGAGAGUCACCCCGUGAAGAGCGGCAUUCACAAGUGGAUCAGUGACUAUAUAGACUCCGUGCCGGACCCAGAGGCCCUGAGGGUUGAAGUGGACACGUUCAUGGAGGCAUAUGACAAGAAGAUAGCCGAGGAGGAAGCUAAGGCCAAGGAGGAGGAAGGAGUCCCUGACGAUGAGGGCUGGGUGAAGGUGACCCGCCGUGGCCGGCGGCCUGUACUCCCCCGGACAGAGGCAGCCAGCCUGCGGGUGCUAGAGAGGGAGAAGCGGAAGCGCGCCCGCAAGGAGCUGCUCAAUUUCUACGCCUGGCAGCACCGCGAGACCAAGAUGGAGCAUCUCGCACAACUGCGCAAGAAGUUCGAGGAGGACAAGCAGAGGAUUGAACUGAUGCGAGCCCAACGCAGAUUUCGUCCCUACUGAGCUGGCACAGGUGGGUAGUGGGUGGCCAGCGAGGACAGGAAGGCCUGGAUGCUCACUGGACUGCCCAGGCUAAGCGGCUGCCACAUCAAACAGCACCAAAAAUCUGAGCCCACACACAGCAGGGUGAAGGACAGUGUCACCCCUCAGUCCUUGUGCUUCAACUGUCCUGAGCCCAGUGCCGGUGAGGCCGGCCUGGCAUGAGGACUUGGCCUCAGGAAGCCACUGGCCCAGGAAGUGGUUCCUUCCCACUCCUGCUCUCUUCCCAGCCUGUCUCUGGAUCCCCUCUAAAAGCUAAGUGUCUGCUCUAGUCCUCCCUUACCUUCAGGGGGCAAGCGCCCACUGCAGUGAAGCCUCAGAAGCAAUGAGAGAAAAUACAAGAACAGUUUACUCUUCACUCAGGCAGACGGCAGGAAGAGGCUGCAGAAGCUGCUGGGCUGCAGGCCAGGCAGGCCUGUCCCAGCCCCUCCUUCCUGCAGCCCCACCAGCUCACUGCAGAUGAUCCACAAAACAGACUACCCCGAAUUCAGACAUGGUUUCCCCCUGUGAAGACACAAAUUUUGGAAACAAACCUCACCCCACACCUCCACUUCCAGCUCGUGCUGGUCAAGACCAGGGAGGCCUGUUUCCAUGGCAGCUGGCCUGGCUGGGGGCCGCGGGAGCUGGGUGUCCGGGUGGUGAGCUGAGAGCACAAAGUCUCAGUAGCCCCAGGCCCAGGGCUACAGCUAGGCUGGGAUCCUGUCCCUGCGCUGUAAGAAGGAGCUCAUGACACCGGCCACAAGAUCUGGUUGGUUCACGUGGAUAUAGUGAUUGUUGGGGACUUCCACAAACGAACCGCUGGAGAGGAAGGGGACAGGCAGUGGAGUGUGGCCCAGAGGGGGGGCUCCAAGGGCGCCUGUGCUGAGGCUUUCCAGUGGUCUGCCUCCCUGUGGUUCAGAAGUGUCCCCCACGGUGAGCUGCAGGACCGGGACUGACCCAGAGCUCUCAGGCCCAUCUAUGCAUAGCACCCCUUGGUGAUUCAGUGCUCGCUCCAAGUCAUGAGAAAGACCUCACUGGGAUGGGAGUGUCCGAACCCUGGGGUCCUGGGCCAUUCUGAGUUGUGAACUUGCGGAGCGACGCUGAAGAACAGCAAGUGGUCAGGGUGCUGCUGGUUCUACAGGUGUCCCCCAAAAAUGUAUACAUGCUAAUGGCUGGUGGCUCAGUU